Messenger RNA from Penicillium malachiteum, 930 nucleotides. RefSeq lists its product as uncharacterized. The record is from RefSeq and is a predicted model, not a curated record. The coding region runs from base 1 to 930 and encodes 309 amino acids. NCBI's taxonomy places the organism in Eukaryota, Fungi, Ascomycota, Eurotiomycetes, Eurotiales, Aspergillaceae. The transcript has a single exon.
AUGGUGUUAUCGGUGAACUCCCAACGGAACAUUGACAAACACUUUGAAGGUACUAGUAUUGAUUGGACGGCAGUAGAGAAACGGCUGCUAGCGUGGGCCUAUCUGUUCCAUCGUGGCAAGAAGAUCCGGCUCCAGAUAUCAAUCAACUACAUAGAAGACAGUGGACCUCUUCCUUCUAGAACUGACAAGCGAGGAAAGUCAUCGGUGACUACACGGAUGCUCGCCGACCGAGACGCUCAGAUUGACGCCGAGCAGGUCUCCGGCCAAUAUUCUGUCUGGCGUGAUGUGUAUCGUGUUAUGCGAUGUCCCGGGCCUCCGUGUCGCCAUGAAGGACAAUACUGCUGGCAAGAUCCAGAGGGAAAAAGGCACCAUAGGGUGAAGACACACCAUUUGAAGGCCCUCGUCAAAUAUGUGGAGCAAGGUGGGGUUCUCGAGACCCACGAUGAUGUCCCUGAUAGUGUUCGCGAGCAGCUCUAUGCCGAGGAGAACCAGCGACUGGACAAAGAGAAGAAAGCUGCGGAGAACUCUACAACGGGUUCAGUGUGUCCUCCAAUCAAUAUCAAUGUCCUCCCGGCUGGAUCAUCUCAACAAUUGAUAAAGCCUCCUGCUAAUGAUGCCAUGGUCUCCGGGCCCGGCUGUACUAAAUCAAUCAUAAUCGACGGCCUGCUAGAUGUCGCUGUGGACGAGUAUACUGAAUGGCAGCAAUCGCGGGUGAGCAACGAGGCUGUCAGGGGGAAUAUCAAUAAAGCACGUAAUGUGACCCUUGAAAAUUGUCUCGACCUCAUGCAGAUUUAUGAGGAUCAAGACCCAGGUUUCUUUGUCAAGCACGGUGUGAAAGUUGGUGCCGCCCGGCGGUUCGUUCGUGAUAUCGGCCUUUGGGUGAAACGACGCAAAGAAGUGGCUUGCAACGAAUAUACUCAUUUAGCUUAG